AUGUCUCAACCUGAGUCGUCCCUGGCUUCUACCUUAGCAGAAACCUCUUUGGUAAAGCAAGAGUGUGAUAUUAGUGAUCCUGUUCAUGAUUUUGCUUCAAGUGAUUCAGAGAUGGAAGCAAAACGAAUAGCAAAGGUUGCUAAUCUUGCUAUGGCAGAACUCCUUAAGCUUAUGAGGAUUAAUGAGCCUUUAUGGGCCAAGUCUUCAUAUGGUGUGCCGGGAUAUGUUCUCGUUCGUGAAAGAUAUGCAAGCAUGUUUCCUAGGGUUGAUAGCUUGAAUAGUCCUCCUCACACUACUCGUGAAGAAUCUUCAAAAUAUUGUAGAGUAGUGAGAAUUAGAGCGAGGAAAUUGGUUGAGAUGCUUUUGGAUUCGGAGGAAUGGGUUAAUCAUUUCCCAACAAUAGUUUCAAAAUCAGAAACAGUCAAAGUGCUUGAUGUGGGUUCAUUGGAGAAUCGAAAUGGAGCAUUGCAAGUGGUGUGUGAAAAAAUGCAGGCUAUUUCACCGCUAGUGUCGUCUCGAGAAUUAUUCUUCCUUCGUUAUUGUCAGCAAGUUACAGAUGGUACAUGGGCCAUAGCUCAUGUGUCGAUUGAUUCAAUUGAAGGGCGUGUUCUUGAUUCUCCAGUUCGGAGGCUUCCAUCUGGCUGCGUUAUUUAUCAAAUGAAUGAAGAAUUUUCCAUGGUUAUUUGGGCUGAGCACGUGGAAGUGAAUGAAAGGAUUGCUACAUGCUCACGAGGAGGUUUUACUCGUGACAAUGUUGCAUAUGGAGCUGAAAGGUGGCUUUGGGCACUUAAUAGAAUGUGUGAGAGGUUUGUUUGGACUUCAAUAAACAACAUGCCCCCUCAAGCAUCUCCAGAAGAGGUGAAGGGAUUCAAUGCAAGGAUGAGGGCCAUGAGGUUUUCUAAUCGAAUGGUUCAAGGAUUUUUUGGUGUUUUGUAUAAGUUACGUGAUGGUGGCCUUGCACAAUCUUUAGAGGAAAACAACACCGAGAUUAAGAUCUCUCUCCGGAAGAACACAACACCAGGCAUGCCAGAAGGCAUAAUUGCCACUGCCAUCACUUGCAUCAGGCUCCCUGUCCCUCAACAGAAUUGGGAUGUUCUGAGCGGUGGAUUUGCAGUAAAUGAGUUUAGUCAUUUCACAAUGGGUGGAAGAAAUUGUAUUUCAAUUUUGAAGACUUAUAACCGAAUAGAGGGCGAUGUGUUGAUGUUUCAAGAUAGUUAUAUUGAUCCUAUGGGAUCGUAUAUGGUUUAUGCUCCAAUUUCUGAAAAAAACAUGAGCAUGAUUAUGAAUGGGGGAGAUUCAAUGGUUUCAAUUCUUCCUUCGGGAUUUCUGAUAUCUGAAGAUCACAGUGGUACAGUUGCUGAAUCAUCUAAUAGACCAAGAGGCUCAGUGUUAACAAUGGCUUACCAAUUAUUGAUUUGUAGCAACAAUAACACAUCAAUUCAAGAUCAAAACAGGAAAACUGUGGUUAGAAUUGUCGUCUCAGCACUCCAAAACAUUAAGACUUCUUUGAAAAUGUCUGAGGAUUAG
Molecule: messenger RNA, 1527 nt
Organism: Glycine soja
Lineage: Eukaryota; Viridiplantae; Streptophyta; Magnoliopsida; Fabales; Fabaceae
Product: homeobox-leucine zipper protein ROC2-like
Exons: 7
Coding region: 1-1527 (508 amino acids)
Molecular function (GO): lipid binding
Source: RefSeq, a predicted model, not a curated record